This is a messenger RNA of Oncorhynchus tshawytscha (Chinook salmon), 2110 nucleotides long. RefSeq names its product hepatic triacylglycerol lipase-like. NCBI's taxonomy places the organism in Eukaryota, Metazoa, Chordata, Actinopteri, Salmoniformes, Salmonidae. Gene Ontology annotation, molecular function: carboxylic ester hydrolase activity; lipase activity; apolipoprotein binding. Gene Ontology annotation, biological process: lipid metabolic process. The record is from RefSeq and is a predicted model, not a curated record.
UUCAUGAAUCACCCCCUGCAUAUGUCUUCAGUGAGUGUCUCACCUCCAGUUCACACUCUGCUUAAAUAAUUCCAACUCCCCUCUUCAAUUCGCCUUAUUCAGCUGCUGUGCUCUCCACCUGAAGUGUGUGUGUAUGUAGGAUUACCUGGGAGUCUGUGUCGACACCAUGGCUUUGGUCCAGGUGCUCAGAGUCCUGUGCUGCCUGCUGCUCACUUAUCACCUGGGUGAUGCCAGAAGAAUCAAGGGAAGUGGAACAGUUAUCAAAAUUCUGUGUUUACUGAUAAAUGCUCUGAUGGAGAGCUGGGUGCCCAUUCUUGCUUCUGCUCUGAAGACCAGUCUUGGAGAUGUCAAUGUGAUCGUUACUGAUUGGCUUUUACAGGCCAAUAUGAACUACCCUAAGGCCCAGAACACUAGGGCAGUGGGGAAGGACGUAGCAUUCCUGCUACAGUGGCUGCAGGAGUUUUACCAGUUUCCUGCAGAGAAAGUUCAUCUGAUUGGGUACAGUCUUGGUGCUCACGUCUCUGGAUUUGCUGGAAGCUGCCUGGGAGGGCGUGGGAAGAUUGGACAAAUCACUGGUCUGGAUCCAGCAGGUCCCAUGUUUGAGGGCAUGGCAGCAUCAGACAGACUGUCCCCUGAUGAUGCCCUAUUUGUGGAUGCCAUCCACACCUACACUCAAGAACGCAUGGGGCUGAGUGUGGGCAUCAAGCAGGCUGUGGCACAUGUUGACUUCUACCCCAACGGUGGUGACUUCCAACCAGGAUGCCACCCUUUCCAGAGCUUAAUGGAACAUAUUGCCUUGCAUUGAAUCAAUGGUUUUGAGCAGACAGUGAAAUGUGCCCAUGAGCGUUCAGUCUACCUGUUCAUCGACUCCCUUCUGAACAAAGACAAGCAGAUCCUGCCCUACAGAUGCAGUGAUGACAAUGCCUUUGAGAAGGGUACCUGCCUGGACUGCCGCAAGAACAAAUGCAACACGCUGGGCUAUAACGUCAGGAGGGUGCGCAGUGUCACCGGCAAGAAGCUCAACCACAAGACCCGCUCUCACAUGCCCUACAAACUCUACCACUACCAGUUCAGGAUUCAAUUUGUCAACCAGAUAGAGAAGACUGAGCCCACUCUCACCAUCUCUCUCACUGGGACAAAGGAGGACAGCCCUGAAAUGCCCAUCACUUUCAUCGAGGAGAUCUCAGGCAAUAAGACAUACACCUUUCUGAUCACCCUGGACUCAGAUGUUGGGGACCUGAUGAUGCUGAAGUUCCGCUGGGAGGGGAGUGUUGUAAACAAUAUGUGGAGCAAUAUGCAGACCUUUAACCCCUGGAGCAGUGGGGGAAUGAGGCCCAAGCUCACCGUGGGAAAAAUCUGUGUCAAAGCAGGCGAGACACAAAAUAGGACGACUUUUUGUGCCCAGACAAGUGAUGGAAUAUACAUUCGGCCAUCGCAAGAGAAUGUCUUCCUGCGCUGUGAAGAAAAUGCUCAAAAACAGCGCAGAAGAAAAACGCAUGUGUCUUGAGUCGGAUACUUCGAUCAGCAAGGGUCGGCUCUAGCUUUUUGGGGGCUCUAAACUAGAUUUGGUUGGGGUCUCCCCUCCUCACCGCAAAACAUUUUAGUGCCAGCUGACAGCUGAGAGGAAAUGUUAUUUUUACAGUUAAUUUUCUGCAGUUCUACACAUUGUGCCAUGGGCCAGAAAGAAAAUGUUGACAUUUUAUAACAAAUGUAAUGCAAUUCUACACAUUUUGCCAUGGGGCAGAUAUAUAUAUAUAUUUUUUUGUUUGUUGUUGUUGCAGUUUCACAACUAAUUUCAUGCAAUUCUACCCAUUUGUUAUAGGGCAGAGAUACAUUUUUGCUAUUAAAAAAAAUAAAUCCUACAAUUCUACACAUUUUGCCAUGACUUAUGCCAUGUUAAUAUGAGUGAGAAUGACUAUCAAAAUCAAUGUGGGUCCCCUGAAUGCCCAGUCGGUAUUCGAUUACUACAAGUUUAGAUAGCUGGCUAGACCAACUACCAAUCUAAGAAUUUGAAAUGGGUAAUUGUCAGCCAAUCAAGUGACUGACAUAAGUUAAAAACUGCUGAUGCAGAAUACCUGGUGUAUUCUACUAUUCUUACUCUCAAAAGUAA